Molecule: messenger RNA, 747 nt
Organism: Penicillium daleae
Lineage: Eukaryota; Fungi; Ascomycota; Eurotiomycetes; Eurotiales; Aspergillaceae
Exons: 4
Coding region: 1-747 (248 amino acids)
Source: RefSeq, a predicted model, not a curated record
AUGAACGAAAAUCCUAUUAUCUCCCUCGAGAGGGCUGUACAUGCAUGUUUCCCGCCAGAGCAACAACAGCUUCAAGUGGUCGCAGCACGCCCGUAUGGCGCAUCGUCAAGGGGCCGGACCGCACGAGUUACUGCGCGGCUACCUGAUGCCUCGUUGGCACAUAUUAACCAGGUCUCAGCGACGACAGGCAAAUUCGGCAGCGAUGUCCCACACUACCAGGCGGGGUUCUCCUUUGAGCCAGCGUCGUAUAGUUACUGGGCCGAUUGUUUUACCUCUUGGAUCACAGAGAUCUUUGACCAGGAUACUGCUGUAAAUGGACAGUGGCCUGCGUACGAAGCAGCCUUCAAGGACUUGAUUUGCAAGACAAUCCCGAGACUUCUUCUCCCUCUACAGGAAAAUGGGCGCAAGAUUAUCCCAGUCCUGGUUCAUGGCAACUUGUCUACCAAUAAUUUAGGCAUCCGUCUUGCUGACGGAACGCCAGUGCUUUUCAGUCCCUGUGCGGCGUAUGCUCAUCAGGAAUUCGAGCUGGGUGUGUCGCAACUUGCAAUUGGAGGACUGGAUAAGACGUUCGUCGAUCAGUAUCUGAGGAUGGUCCUGCCGAGUGAGCCGAUCGAUGAGGUCUACCAUCGGAUUAUCCUCUAUGGCGUCCAUUUCAACCUACGACUCUCAGCCUCACAUGCCGGACAAUUUAGAGAAAGAAUUUAUACUGAUAUGCUAUUUCUAAAUGGCAUGUAUGCAGAGAACUAA